Molecule: messenger RNA, 1913 nt
Organism: Clupea harengus (Atlantic herring)
Lineage: Eukaryota; Metazoa; Chordata; Actinopteri; Clupeiformes; Clupeidae
Gene: clrn3
Product: clarin 3
Source: RefSeq, a predicted model, not a curated record
ACCACCUGUUCAAAGGUCGAAAAGCUGUAUCACCCACAAUCCACUCUCCAACGCCCAGUGCUGUAUCUCCCAUCAGAGUUUAAGGUCCAAGUCUAUGAAGAGACAUUGUAGAAUCAUUGUAUUAGUGCAGGAGACGGUCAAGUCUGGAAGAUCAGUGUGGAUAUAUCUGAUUCACAACAAAAAAAGUAAAGAAUAUGCCUUCAUUGAAGAAGACCCUCCACUUCUGCUCCAGUGCUUUGUUCUGUGCUGGUGGCGUGGCUCUCCUGGGAUAUGGAAUGUCAGUGGACUGGUCCAGCACAAGUGUCGACUGCAAAUCUUCUAACAGCACUGGUUCAGGAAUGGUAAAGAUAGGGCUUUUUGAGGGUGUUAUUGUACUAAAAACUUGCCCCUUUUUUGACGGUGGUCAACCUGAGGUUAAAGUGAUGGAAAAGCUGGAGGGGCCACCACUCAUUCUCCAGUACAUAGUUAUAGCUCUCCUUGUUCUCUCUCUGAUUGGCUCUGCUGCCAGCAUACUCAUCACCCUCUACAACAGCUUCAGCAACCCCUAUGAGACCUACAUGGGGCCUGUGGGGCUGUAUGCCUGUAGUGGUAUCAGUGUGGGGACAUCUUUCCUGGCCUUAAUCAUGUAUGUGUCAAAUGUCCACCUGAGUAAUUUCAGUGUGGAAUGGAUCAGUCAGUCAAAUGUUGUGGAUUUGACAAAUGUCAAAGUAGACAUGCAGUUGGGCUUCUUUCUGGUCCUACCAUACAUAGCAGUGAACCUGCUGGCCAUCCUGCUGGUGUUCCUGUAUGUCCACGGAGCCUACACUCGACAGAAAGAGCAACAGAAGCCCACAGAGGAUGUCCCCAAGGAGAUCAUGAUGUACUGAAAUGCUCUGGAAUAUCAUGGAUCAUCCACGCUGGCCCUUUUCACAUUAAGCAUUUCUAGAACUUUCUACAGCUGCCUAUGCCCACAUCAACCCUGACCCCAUAUGACACAAAGUUGGAUUUGAAAAUACCCUGGAUGAGGCUUGUCUAUUUUGUAAAUGUUUUGUAAAAUGUUCUUCACUGGCAAGAAUUUGAUUCUGGUUAUUUGGUCAGGUUUAGAAAACAUGAAGUCUGAUCUCAUCCUACAAACAAAUCUCUUGAAUUUAAGGACUAUAAAGGAUAUCAGCUUUUAUAUCUAUGCUGAAUGAUGACAUAAGCGACGUGUUAAUGUGUUAAUAAAUUGAAAGCUUUAUACAGUUAAUAUAGCGGUAUGAAUAGCAAGAAAAAGUUGAAUAAAUAUGUCAAUAACUAUGAUGAAACUAUGAACUAUGUUAUCAUUUUCUCAGUUUGGCAGAAAAUGAUUGCCUGGUACCUAUUCUUGACUGUUUGUAUUAUUGAAAUAAAUAUUGUAUGUAAAUGGCUUUUAGUAUGUGAAGAACCUAUUUGGGUGUUACCAAACCUAGAUAAGGUAGGCCAUCUUAUGCCUUGUCUUAUGAUUUACAAUGCUGUGUGUUUUAUAUUACUCUUCUUAAGUUUUAUUAGUACGAUUGCAGAAGAAUGACGCAAUCACACUAUUGUUCUUUUUAAAGGGGACCUUCGGAAUUUUUCCUGGGCCUUAUUUUUAAGUUUUCCUUCAAGUCUUCUCUUUAUUAUUCGACCCAUUUUGGGGGAGCCUGCUUCUGCUCCUAGUGAUUUUGAGAUAACAACACUGCUCCAACUCUGUAACAUCCAUCCUGAUCCAUGCAGUGCUCCAAUCCCUCAGGAGUUAUUUUGUUUUUCUUCUCUUUUCACAUUGAAAUGAUUGGGGAAAUACAUUGGAGAACUUCAUAAACUUUUGCAUUUCAGACAACCAUGAUUCAAAAAAAAAAAAAUACAAUAUGGCUGCCAGCUGCCCUGUGUUGGUUGUGUAAUGUUAAGGAAGUGCCAUUAAACAGAGCAAUCCAAACAUA